AUGGCAAGUAUAUUGACUAAUGAAUCUUCGACAUUCAUGCCUACUAUCGCCAAUAAUCGAACCAGGCCAGCGCCAGCCUACGUUCUUGAUCCUUAUUUAAUUAUUAUGACUAGUGUUGGAAUUUCUAUUAUUAUUGUCAAUACAGCAUUUCUGAUGAUUAUCCUUCUCUAUCGCCAACUACGUACUACUCCUAACGUUAUUAUGUGUAGCAUGUCGGUGUCCAGCAUUUUGUUCGCUCUCAUUUACUUAAUUCCUCGCUACUUUCCGGCCAGUGUCGACUUAAUAUGCAAGUUAUUACCUUUUAUCGGCCUAUCAUUAGCUUUAAUCAUUAAUCUACAUCAAUGUGUUAUUAGCUGCCAUCGUUAUAUGGCUGUCGCCAAUCCACUUACUCAUCGUCGCCAUAUGACCAAACGUCAUAUUGCUAUUAUAUUAGUUUUAGUUUGGUUAUUGCCAUUUAUCUCUAGCUCUAUACCAGCCAUAUUUUAUCAACCUCUUAAUGAGGGUUUUUGCAGAGUGUUCGGUUAUGAUGCAACGCCUAAACUUAUCUUUUAUAGCUCCAUGUACACCAUCUUUUUCUACUUGCCCUUAUCUAUCAUUUUGUUCGGCUAUAUUUAUAUCCAUAUUACAGCUUUGAUACUACCCAAAGAUAGAAAGUUAUUGAAACGAGGCUGUUGGAAAUAUCGUAUUCAUCGCCAUCGUCGUGUCUUAAUCCAUACAGCAAUUAUUAUUGAAUUGCAUGCACUAUGUUGGGUACCAUUUAUUACCGUUACUAUUGCUUGGUAUGGUGGCUUUACUAUACCUAAUUUUCGUGUCUUAGCCGAGGUUUUGCGCAAUAUUGCAUUAAGCUAUCCAGUGAUCAACCCUUUGGUCUAUGCUUAUUGUACAUCUGGUAUUCGUCGACGUAUUUUAAAUUUAAUAGGUUACGAGAGCGCAAAGAGACCGUCUACCUUACGAUCAACGGGUUUAGAAUCCUCGUUAGCCUCUGGAGUAAUGGGCUAA
This is a messenger RNA of Trichoplax adhaerens, 999 nucleotides long. RefSeq lists its product as uncharacterized. Gene Ontology annotation, biological process: G protein-coupled receptor signaling pathway. Gene Ontology annotation, cellular component: membrane. The coding region runs from base 1 to 999 and encodes 332 amino acids. Gene Ontology annotation, molecular function: G protein-coupled receptor activity. NCBI's taxonomy places the organism in Eukaryota, Metazoa, Placozoa, Uniplacotomia, Trichoplacea, Trichoplacidae. The transcript has a single exon. The record is from RefSeq and is a predicted model, not a curated record.